Molecule: messenger RNA, 3888 nt
Organism: Peromyscus eremicus (cactus mouse)
Lineage: Eukaryota; Metazoa; Chordata; Mammalia; Rodentia; Cricetidae
Gene: Lrig1
Product: leucine rich repeats and immunoglobulin like domains 1
Exons: 19
Coding region: 1-3297 (1098 amino acids)
Molecular function (GO): protein binding
Source: RefSeq, a predicted model, not a curated record
AUGGCGCGGCCGGGUCCGGGAGUGCUCGGGGCCCCGCGCCUCGCGCCUCGCCUUCUGCUCUGGCUGCUGCUGCUGCUACUGCAAAGGCCGGAGUCGGCGGGCGCCCAGGCCGGCUCGCGGGAGCCCUGCGCGGCCGCCUGCACUUGCGCCGGGGACUCGCUGGACUGCAGUGGGCGCGGGUUGGCGACGCUGCCCCGGGACUUGCCCUCCUGGACGCGGAGCCUAAACCUGAGUUAUAACAGACUCUCCGAGAUUGACUCUGACGGUUUUAAGGACUUGACGAAUCUGCAGGAAGUGUACCUCAAUAACAAUGAGCUGACGGCCAUACCAUCCUUGGGCACUGCCUCCACGAGUGUUGUCUCUCUCUUUCUGCAGCACAACAAGAUCCUCAGUGUGGAUGGAAGCCAGCUGAAGUCGUACCUGUCCUUGGAAGUUCUGGAUCUGAGCUUGAACAACAUCACAGAAGUCCGGAGCUCUUGUUUCCCGAAUGGCCUGCGUGUAAGGGAGCUCAACUUGGCAAGCAAUCGCAUCAGCAGCCUGGAGUCUGGAGCAUUUGAUGGUCUGUCACGGUCGCUGCUGACUCUUCGUCUGAGCAAAAACAGGAUCACCCAGCUUCCUGUGAAAGCAUUCAAGCUACCCAGGCUGAUACAACUGGACCUGAAUCGGAAUCGGAUUCGGCUGAUUGAGGGUCUCACGUUCCAGGGGCUCGAUAGCUUGGAGGUGCUGAAGCUUCAACGGAAUAACAUCAGCAAGCUGACAGAUGGUGCCUUCUGGGGGCUGUCUAAGAUGCAUGUGCUGCACUUGGAGUACAACAGCCUGGUGGAAGUGAACAGCGGCUCCCUCUACGGCCUCACGGCCCUUCAUCAGCUGCACCUCAGCAACAACUCCAUCUCUCGAAUUCAGCGUGACGGUUGGAGCUUCUGUCAGAAGCUGCAUGAGCUGAUUCUGUCCUUCAACAACCUCACUAGGCUGGAUGAGGAGAGCCUGGCCGAGUUGAGCAGCCUCAGUAUCCUGCGCCUCAGCCACAACGCCAUCAGCCACAUCGCUGAAGGCGCCUUCAAGGGACUGAAGAGUCUGCGGGUCUUGGACCUGGACCAUAAUGAGAUCUCAGGUACAAUCGAAGAUACCAGCGGUGCUUUCAUGGGGCUUGACAACCUCAGCAAACUAACUCUGUUUGGAAACAAGAUCACAUCUGUGGCUAAGAGAGCAUUCUCAGGGCUGGAAGGCCUGGAACACCUGAACCUUGGAGAGAAUGCAAUCAGGUCUGUCCAGUUUGAUGCCUUUGCAAAGAUGAAGAAUCUUAAAGAGCUCCACAUCAGCAGUGAGAGCUUCCUGUGUGACUGCCAGCUUAAAUGGCUACCCCCAUGGCUCGUAGGCAGGAUGCUACAGGCCUUUGUGACAGCCACCUGUGCCCAUCCAGAGUCUCUGAAGGGCCAGAGCAUUUUCUCAGUGCUGCCUGACAGUUUUGUGUGUGAUGACUUUCCAAAGCCACAGAUCAUCACCCAGCCUGAGACGACCAUGGCUGUGGUGGGCAAGGACAUCCGUUUCACGUGCUCAGCAGCCAGCAGCAGCAGCUCCCCAAUGACCUUCGCCUGGAAGAAGGACAACGAGGUCCUGGCCAACGCAGACAUGGAGAACUUUGCACAUGUCCGCGCACAGGAUGGCGAAGUGAUGGAGUAUACCACUAUCCUGCACCUCCGUCACGUCACAUUCGGACACGAGGGCCGCUACCAGUGUGUCAUCACCAACCACUUCGGCUCCACGUACUCACACAAGGCCAGGCUCACCGUGAACGUGUUGCCGUCAUUCACCAAAAUUCCCUAUGACAUUGCCAUCCGGACUGGCACCACAGCCCGCCUCGAGUGUGCUGCCACGGGCCACCCUAACCCCCAGAUUGCGUGGCAAAAGGAUGGAGGCACUGAUUUCCCUGCAGCUCGUGAGCGACGCAUGCAUGUCAUGCCAGAUGAUGAUGUGUUCUUCAUCACGGAUGUGAAAAUCGACGACAUGGGGGUGUAUAGCUGUACUGCCCAGAACUCGGCUGGCUCUGUUUCAGCAAACGCUACCCUGACUGUCCUAGAAACUCCGUCCUUGGCAGUGCCUUUGGAAGACCGUGUGGUAACCGUGGGAGAAACGGUGGCCCUCCAGUGCAAAGCAACUGGGAGUCCCACACCGCGCAUCACCUGGCUGAAGGGAGGUCGCCCACUGAGCCUCACCGAGCGGCAUCAUUUCACUCCAGGCAACCAGCUGCUGGUUGUUCAGAAUGUGGUAGUGGAGGAUGCAGGCCGGUAUACCUGUGAGAUGUCUAAUCCCCUGGGCACCGAGCGAGCACAUAGCCAGCUGAGCAUUUUGCCUACCCCUGGCUGCCGGAAGGAUGGGACCACCAUAGGCAUCUUCACCAUUGCUGUGGUCUGCAGCAUCGUCCUUACCUCGCUGGUGUGGGUGUGCAUCAUCUACCAGACCAGGAAGAAGAGCGAGGAGUACAGCGUCACUAACACAGAUGAAACCAUUGUGCCUCCAGAUGUUCCAAGCUACCUCUCCUCUCAGGGAACCCUUUCUGACAGACAGGAAACUGUGGUCAGGGCUGAGGGUGGUCAUCAGGCCAGUGGGCACAUGGAAAGCAAUGGUGUGUGUCUGAGAGACUCAAGCCUCUUCCCAGAGGUCGACGUGCACAGCAUUACAUGCCGGCAGCCCAAGCUGUGUGUUGGAUACACUAGAGAGCCGUGGAAAGUGACAGAGAAAGCCGACAGGACAGCUGCUCUGUAUACGACAGCACACAGUGGCUCCGCUGUAUGCAGUGACUGUAACACUGACACGGACAGUCAGCCCAAGGAACAAGCCUUCCAUCCCCAGCCUGUGUCCAGAGAGAGUGGACAGCCAGGAACACCAAGCAGCCAAGAGCUCAGGCAGCAUGAUCGAGACUGUUCUCCACACCAUCCUUAUACUGGGACUGCUGAUGGGCCUCCCACCCACUCUGGGGGAACACUCUAUCCGAGUAACCAUGACAGAAUAGUGCUGUCUUUGAAGAAGAGGGCGGCAUCCCCAGAUGGGAAAGGAGGUUCCCCUUGGACUUUAGCAAAGUUACAUGAACCAGACUCCAUAGACCUAAAGCCUUCUCCUACGCUAACGUCAGGCAGCCCAGAGCUCACAGAAGAUGCCGUAUCUACUGAAGCCCAGCACUUGCUUGUUUCCAAUGGCCACCUUCCCCAGGCCUGUGACUCUAGUCCUGAGUCUGUGCCACUGACGGGACAGCUCACUGGGAAACGGAGAGGACCACUGCUCUUGGCCCCGAAAAGCUAGGCUUCAUCUACCUCAGCUCUGUUAAAGCAAUCGCUGCAGGAAAGAGGUAGGAGAGGCUGUGGGAAGUUGGUGUCCAAACGUCACUCUGGACACAGUUUUAACUUCUGUGUGGAGUAUCACUUGACUAAAGGACUUGGCAUCUGGAGCACAGAAAUGCAAGAGACUAUUUGUGUACAAAAGGCAGGAAGAGUAUUUGAUACCACUGUACAUAAGAGUUUUCAGAGAUUUCAUAUAUAUUCUAUAUCUUUUACAGAGACUAUUUUAAUCCUUAGCGCAUGGGCCCCGCUUUCAGUGAUAUUUUCACAUUAGGUUGCUAUCUAAUUUUGGAGAGGGUCAGGAAUAGUUUUGGUGCCUUAACGCACAGCUGAAAUUCAGGUAAAACCACAUUAGCUGUUGCUAGUGGUUGGAAAGGAGGGCAUCUUGGCUGUGCUCACUUAGUCAGGUUCAGGUGCAUUGUUCUGGCGGCCUCACUGUAGAGCUGGGGUGCACGCGUCACUUGCCUUUCUUCUGGGUUCAGGGUCUGUUUCUGAAGAAGAGGUUGAGGGUUGUUAACCCACCAAAAGCAAUGGUUCAGAACAAUCGAGCAUGGCA